Molecule: messenger RNA, 2023 nt
Organism: Phycodurus eques (leafy seadragon)
Lineage: Eukaryota; Metazoa; Chordata; Actinopteri; Syngnathiformes; Syngnathidae
Product: E3 ubiquitin-protein ligase TRIM39-like
Exons: 4
Coding region: 143-1633 (496 amino acids)
Molecular function (GO): protein binding; zinc ion binding
Source: RefSeq, a predicted model, not a curated record
CGUGCACGUACUGCCUAUCAAAUGACAAAGUCGGGUUAGUGGCAUUUGGAUUUUCUUGUUGGACUUACAUGCAGCCUAAAGGGCGACCGAGGACGAGAAAUCAGCAAUUAUUUGUAAAAGACCCGGCUCCCCACCAUCCAUCAUGAGUUAUUCUAUGCGAGAAGAGCUCAGUUGUCCUAUCUGCCUUCAGCUCUUCUUGGACCCCGUGGUCCUCCCUUGCGGCCACAACUACUGUCAGGUCUGCAUCUUACAGACCAUGGACGUCACCGAUAAGGUCCUCCAAUGCCCGGAGUGUCGCAAGGAAUUUCAGGGUAUUGAUUCCCUACAGAAGAACUUCAAACUAGGUAGCAUCAUCAACGGCUACAUAGCCACUUCAUCAAUAUACACCGCUCAGCCGGAGAACCGGCAGAAUUCAGUCGACCAUUCUGCGGACGAGGCAUCGCAGUCAGGGAAUCAGUGCGAAAUUCACCAUUCUCCCCUUGUGUAUUUUUGCUCCACCGACAUGAACUUACUGUGCUCCAAGUGUUUCAUGGAGGGGCAACACCAGAACCAUGAUCUUCUCACCUUCAGCGUUGCUGAGGGGGAGAUGAGGCAUGCCCUGGAGGCCCGCAGCAAGGUGGUUUCCAACAGGCUGCAGAUGACUGAUUUCCUCGUCGAGAGGGUAAAGGAGCAGCAGGGUCGCUCUGAAGCUAUUGGAGACAAACUGGUUAACAAGGCCAUCACAACGGUGGAAGUCAUGGCUGGACUGGUGGAUGGGUACCGUGAGAGAUUGCAAAAGCUCCUGGAGGCGGAGAAAGGCCAGCGUAGAAACAGCUGGGAGUUUGGUGUGGGCGCACUGGAGGAGCAACAGCAGCUGCUAGCGGAAGCCCAGCAAAGUGCAACCGAGGCCCUCAACUUGACCGACUCAUGCAGCUUCAUAAACCGGUUUAAGUUAAUAGAGGAGAAGCUGAAGAAGGCUGCCACAGUCACCAUUCCGUGCAACAUCCCCGCAACGGCUCCCCUCAACACCAAGCAACUGCAGGAAGGCCUCAGGACCAAGGCCUUCCGAGCCGAAAUGAACCGCCUCGCUGAGUUCCUUUGCAUCCUCUUCAAUCCCCUGGAGCUCACCUUCAACGUGUGCACAGCCCACCCCAACCUGCAACUGAGCACCGACCUGCACACGGCCAAGUACAGCGCCAGCAAGCAGACGUACGCUGAUCAGAAGGAGCGCUUCACCAGUGCCCCGCAGGUCAUGUGCAACCAGGGCUUUUCCAAUGGCGAGCACGUGUGGGCGGUGGAGGUGGGCCCCGAUAGCAUGUGGUCGCUGGGGGUGUGUUACAAGAGCAUCCCCCGCCGCGGCGACCACAGCCGACUGGGUCACAACUCGGUGUCCUGGCGGCUCCAGUGGAAAAGCGGCAAACUGACAGUGUGUAAGGCAUCGUCCAACGUAGUCCUGCGUGAAAUGAGAAAGCAGCCGCUGAAGAUCGAGGUGGCGCUGGACUAUGAGGGCGGCACGUUGAUGUUCCACAGGAUUAAUGACCAAAGGGAGCAUCUUUACACAAUCAAGACUGAGUUUAAAGAGAUGGUUUACCCAGCUUUCAGCAUCCACUCCAGCACGCCAGACUCAUGGAUCACACUCCAGUGUGGCUUGUGAGCAUAUAUGAGUUUGCUUUGAUAAGCCCUUGAACAGAACAAAUCUGGUCGGUCAAUUUAUUAAAAUUGCUCCCAGAUAAACAAUACUUGGGAUGUGAAUUGUAUAUUGACUAAUUUGACUCAAUACUCAUAACACAGCUACUGUAUAAAAUCAUUCAUUUGCUCCACUCAAUUUGAGCAUUCUAGUAGUUUGUUUACAAAGGCAUUAUUCGGUAACGUUAAUGACUGUUUAGUAAUCUUGAUUAAUGCCGAUACAGAUUAAAAAAAAAUUAAAUUGCUGAUUGAUACCACGCAGGAAAUCAGUUAUCUGUUUAUUUUGUUUUUUUCCUUCAACAUUGAAGUGUGAACGUGAAUUGUGAUUUUUGUAUCCAAAUAAAUUAUAGUGAUGAUA